AUGGCUUCUUACCCAGACUCUACCGCUGCAACUGAUGGUUCGGCCACUGAUUUUCCACCUCUUCCAACUACCUCGACUUCCUCCUCCACUACCACCACUGAAGCUGCCACCUUCGCGUCCAUGCUUGCUGCUAUCAAUGCGGCUUCCAAUCCGCCUCAUGCCCAAGCAUCAAUCCCGUCUUCAUCUUCCAAUACCCUCAAACUUCAGCACAUCGCUUCCUGGCUCAACAACGCUGUCGAAGGUCACCCUCGCUUUACUUAUACCUCCGAUGCAAUUAUAGAUGCUCAUAUCAAGGAUAUUAAGGAGUGCUUGAACACUUUCGAUGAUGUUAUGGCAAAGAAGUAG
Messenger RNA from Mollisia scopiformis, 345 nucleotides. RefSeq lists its product as uncharacterized. The record is from RefSeq and is a predicted model, not a curated record. Bases 1 to 345 code for a protein of 114 amino acids. NCBI's taxonomy places the organism in Eukaryota, Fungi, Ascomycota, Leotiomycetes, Helotiales, Mollisiaceae. The transcript is spliced from 2 exons.